GCGGCGACCGUGAUUUCCGGGUUUGGUGUUGCCGUGGGAAGGCGUGUGCCGAGGAGACUAGUUGGAAAUGACGGGAGCUGAAACCGGAUUCCUGAUCACAUAUCUAAACAAAACCAACGGGGCAUAAGGCACACAGCUUGGACACUGCGAUUUAGGGUUGGGCUCGAUGGAGGCGAUCAGGAGCGCAGUGACUCCACGUGCACCGGCGCCGGUGAAGCGCGUGUCUGAGGUGGACUUCCGCUCCGGCACGGUGCUUGAGCAGCUGGCCUCGCACGUGCAGGAACUGGUGCAGCUUGAGCAAGGCGAGUUUGGGGACCAGACUGCACUGGAGGUGCACACAGCCAAAGACUUCAUCUUCAACAUGCUUGGCCUGGUCCAGAAGGUGGACAAGAGGCUCCCAGUCGCAAACGAAUACCUGUUAUUGUCAGGUGGAGCCAGAGAGGGUGUUCUUGAUCUGAACCCAGAGGAGCUGGGUGACUAUGUCAGAGGUGUGGACUUUGACUUGGACUUCACGCUUCUGGUGCCUGCCCUUAAACUGCACGACCGCAAUCAACCGGUAACUCUGGAUAUGCGCCAGUCUCCGCCGUGCCACUCCUGGCUCAGUUUGCGGCUUUGCGACCCAGCCAUGCUAGCCCGGUGGGGUAUCUGCUGCGAAGAUGAACCUAACAUUCAGCGCCAGGAAGAUGGUGAAGAGGAAGAAGGUGGUUCCAUAUUGGGCUCAAUUCCCUCCCUCCACUCUCCACAGUCUUUGGACGGAUGUUACUUCUCACCCCUGCUGGUCACAGAAUGGUUCUGGAAUGUAGUGGGCACAGCGGUGGAGGAGCUAAAGCGCCACCCUCAGAGAGGGAUUCCAGUUCCUGAUCGCGUGGAACGCAAUGGACCUUUGACCACGCUGAUCCUCAAAGCAGGCACCAGCCGUGUCCUCUAUGAUCUCUUGCCCGUUGUGUCGUUUCGAGGCUGGCCAGCUGUAGCGCAAAGCUGGCUCACUACCAACCACUUCUGGGAUGGAAAGAUCACUGAGGAGGAGGCAAUCAGUGGGUUUUAUCUCCUGCCUUGCUGCUCUCCAACAGCUGGCACCGCUUCCAGACCAGACCGCGAAUGGAGACUGGCCUUUUCCCGGAGUGAAGUCCAAUUGAAGAAGUGCGUGCCUUUUCCUAUGGCCGCAGCCUUCCAGGCAGCCAAAGCUGUUGUGUCCAGACUUUUGGCACGUCCCCGUACUGGUCUUAGCCUUUACCACCUGCGCACCCUACUCUUUUGGGCUUGUGAUCGCUUACCUGCGGCCUACUUGAGCUGUUCAGAGCAAGAGACGCCAGCCCGUCUGUUUCUGGGUCUCCUAGAUGACCUGGCACACUGCGUGCUGGGUAAAAACUGCCCUAACUAUUUCCUCCCCCAGUACAACAUGUUGGAACAUCUUACUGACGACGCAGCCCUACUGGUGGCCCGGAAACUAGCACACUUGCGCUCGGAUCCAGCUGAACAUUUGCGUGCGGCACUGGAGCAAGCUCGGCAGGCGUGCCAGUUGAAACGAGAAGCUGCUGGAACGAGUAACGGUCACGGGGCAUCAUCGCCAAGCUCCGGCCCUUCCAAAGCCACCUCCCCGCAAGAUGACCGUCUAGCCCAGAGACUCCAGCAACUGGUUACAGAAAACCCUGGCAAGUCUAUUUCGGUCUUCCUUAACCCAGAUGACGUUACGAGACCACACUUCCGCAUCGACGAUAAGUUCUACUGAAACGGAGGAGCCCCAGCAAGAGCACUAUACACUGCCUGAGGAAAAAAUAACGCCCCUCCUUCUUCCUUAGCCACCGAGGUAAAGCUAAUAUUCAAAGUUAAGAGCACACCCACACACACUCCUUCACUGUGCAUUGUGCUGUACUGUAUUAAACCCCUCACAUGCAGGCUGGGCACAAUCAGUGAUCUAUUUUGGCCAACGCUACAGUCUGCAAGCCAGCUCUGCGAAAUAUGAUUAAGCUGCUACUAGAGAGACCAUCUGUCCCAAAUCAAGUCUGCUGUCAGCUACAUGGCUGUUGCUACCAAAAGAAAAAAAAAAAAUCACCAAAUGGAGGAAGGCACAAGAGCGGCUGUUUUGGGAUCUUGUAUGCUAUUUGAUGAGAGGCCUUGAAGCUGUAUUGCUCAGUGAAAUCUUAAUCCUGCAAUCUGUAUUGGAUUAUAAUAUCUUGCACAGCUCGAAACACUAGUUCAGUUAAGGGAUUUCAAUCCUGCUACAUAAUGCUGAGGAUCUUUUUUUUUCUUUCUGUUAUACUUGUAAGCAGGAAGGUGGGCAAUGUUCUAAUCCAAGGUAUAUUUCAAGUCGCUGGAUGUUGAAUGUUUUUAUUGCAAAGAAAUUUGAUGGACUUUAACAUCGAGUAUGAUUUUCUUCACUCCUCAACUUUUAUCUCUUAAUCAUCUCGUUCUCUUUCUCAGGUACAUUUUUGUUGCGAAGAUGAAGGCAUUUCCAGUGUGUAUGGUAUUGCCUCUGUGCCUCCUACUAUUUUAUGUGUCUCAAAUGACAGACAACAGUUAAAAGGCAGCCUUAGGCUUGCAAGCCAUGAUGGCUAGGUGAUAAGAGAGAGGUUGAGAUAAAGGUCUAGUGAGUCUCCAGUGCAUUACUUUAAGUCAGCCUGUCUUACACAAGACUAGACUGAGCCCCAUAACUGCACUAAAGCUAUAUUUAGGAAAAGCCACAGGCCUGAAGCUUUUCAGAACUUUAGUUUUCUUACAACAGCAUCAGGAAUUGGUGCAUUAUUGACACAUUUUUUUUUUUUGUUUACUUGCAUUCAAUAUGUUUAAUCUACCACAGAGCAAAACUCUGCCAGUGGCACAAAUAAAGAAGCUCUGAUCUGACUGCUCUGAAGAAGAAAUGUCAAUAGUUCUGCCUGUCAAAAGAUAAUUCACUAAAUUUGGUAAUGUGUCCUAUAAUUGUGUGUGAUGAUUGUUGGUUUAGCUUUUGACAUUGAUUUGCUGAUUUGCUCUCAGCUUGGUGCUUGAUUAUACUGUAUUAUCUACAAUAUGGAUAUAUGAUCGUAAAUUACAUGCUUCAUUUUUUUUUUUUUUUUG
Hemibagrus wyckioides is the source of this 3054-nucleotide messenger RNA. It is a transcript of the gene tmem102, whose product is annotated as transmembrane protein 102. Bases 167 to 1729 code for a protein of 520 amino acids. Lineage: Eukaryota; Metazoa; Chordata; Actinopteri; Siluriformes; Bagridae. The record is from RefSeq and is a predicted model, not a curated record. The transcript is spliced from 3 exons.